AUAUAAUACAAUUUUGAAAUUUGUAAGAAUGAUAGAUCUUUCAAAAAAUAACUUCUCAGGAGGCAUUCCUAUGGGAGUGACGGAUCUUUUAGCAUUGCAAUCACUAAAUCUGUCUCACAAUUUUUUGAGUGGCAGAAUUCCGGAGAACAUUGGUGCUAUGAGUUUUCUAGAGUCCAUUGAUUUUUCUGGAAAUCAACUUUCCGGUGAAAUCCCACAAAGCAUUUCAAAGCUGACAUUUUUAAGUGUCUUGAACUUAUCCAACAACAAACUUUCUGGAAGAAUUCCUUCAAGCACUCAACUACAAAGCUUUAGUGCAUCUUCUUUUACUGGCAAUAAACUUUGUGGUCCUCCUCUUUCUAAUAAUUGCACAGUAAGUGUUCCAACAUCAGGUGAUCAGAACAGAGGAGAAAAAGAAGUAGACUGGUUUUAUGUAAGUAUGGCUCUUGGAUUUGUCGUGGGAUUCUGGAGUUUUAUAGGACCUCUGUUCUUCAGCAGGAGAUGGAGGUGCAUGUAUUUCCAAUUCCUGAGUAGCCUCCAGGACAAACUGGGCAGUGUUGUAAGAAAAUGUUACUAGACUUUUUGUGUUUCUCUUUUGAUCUGAAUGUUUGGAGCUUAUGUAUUUUGUAUUUUCUACAUAAGGAUUUUAUUAGUGGUUAUGGUAUUUGAGAUCAAUAAAUCAUAUUUGUAUUAA
This is a messenger RNA of Mangifera indica (mango), 691 nucleotides long. Its product is annotated as receptor-like protein EIX2. NCBI's taxonomy places the organism in Eukaryota, Viridiplantae, Streptophyta, Magnoliopsida, Sapindales, Anacardiaceae. Bases 29 to 574 code for a protein of 181 amino acids. The record is from RefSeq and is a predicted model, not a curated record. The transcript has a single exon. Gene Ontology annotation, molecular function: protein binding.